Messenger RNA from Thyridium curvatum, 849 nucleotides. RefSeq lists its product as uncharacterized. The coding region runs from base 1 to 849 and encodes 282 amino acids. The record is from RefSeq and is a predicted model, not a curated record. Lineage: Eukaryota; Fungi; Ascomycota; Sordariomycetes; Thyridiales; Thyridiaceae. The transcript is spliced from 2 exons. Gene Ontology annotation, molecular function: zinc ion binding; nucleic acid binding.
AUGAGUGCGCAAACACCCAAAACAAUAUCUUCUCGGCUUCUGUCGAUGAAGUUCAUGCAACGAGGAGCUUCAUCGGCAUCUAGCUCCCCUUCAACCCCUCAAGCAAGCGAGGACCAGUCAGCAAAGAGACGCAAGACCUCGCAUUCGGCAACAAAGAGCCAGCCUGUGACACCGGUCAUUGAUCAAAAGGCACUGCAAGCUGCGCGGGAGGAGGAAGAAAAGGCUAAGCAGGCAGCCGUUGAGAGGCGGGCGGCAGAAUUGGGAGACUCGCACUGGGUUCUGCAAGUUCCGACCCCGACCACAAAGUCAGGCAAAGCCAUCCAAGCGCCGCUGAAUAUCGUGCAAGUCGGGUUCUCCCAGAUUGAUUCUAAAGGGGCGGAAGACGAGAGCCCUCUGGAUGCAUCGGAGACUAGAGCUGCCGCCGAAACCAAGUUCCGUCGGUUCAAUAUGAAGAAGAGGUCACGCAAGCAGGCGCUUGAUGAAUCUGUCGACUCUUCGAGCGGCAUGUCCGCCUCGGAUAACGAAGAUGAGGACGAGGACGAAAAUGCGUCCGGUCUAUCGUCUCCGGCAACGAGAGAUGGAGAGAUACGUGGACGAAAAUUUACUGCCUCGGCGGAAGACCGCGGUCGAGCGAGGUCUGCCACUUCCAGAAGACGAAACGUUGAGAAAAGCAAAGCACAAGAGUUCGCGAACAAGCGGCGAAAGAAGGAGGUCAAACUGAACCAAUUGACGUCGAUCUCGUCAGCAACCCCCCAAAAACCAGACUCUUGGAAGGCCAACAUUACAUGCCACCGCUGCCACAAGACGGGACAUCUUGCAGCUGAGUGUGACUCUGCGCGUGGUCGUUGA